GUACUGUUUUUAAAUUAACGAAUCCUUUAUGAUGAAAAUGAUGAUAAUUAAUGAAACGAUAAUGAUUUUUAAUUAUUAUAUCUUUAACUUUCAUUCAAAAAAGUUUGAUUAUUCAAACAAAAACAAUUUGAUAAAAUGAAAUUUUAUCUAAGAAAUUUUCUACUAAUUCUUUUGAUAGCAUUUGGAUCGAUUUUUGGUUGGCUCAUUUUCAUUUCAAAUAGUAAUCCUACGAAAAACCCUUCAUUUAUUGCCAAUACCAUUUAUCCUAUUGCAAGAAAAUUAAUAAUCCAAAAUAAAACAGAAACUUUAUCGAAUGAUCUUAUUGUUGCAUCACCAGUGGAACAGCUUUCAGUGGCCAAUAGUAAAAAUGUUGAUUCUUUUACCGAAUUCAAAUCGGUGUCAAAAUCGAGAAGAAUACGAAACAUUACUUGUAAAAUCAACGGUGAAUACAAGAUUAAUUGUUUGAAAUUGAUCAAUAGCAAAGAAACUUCCGUCUAUAUUCCAUUUUCUUUUAUUCAUAAAUAUUUUGAAAUCGGUGGUAAAAUUGUUAAUCCAAAAAGUCGAGAUGAAUAUUUUGAAUGGAAUCACAGCUAUUCGAAGAUAUUCUAUCCAGAUCAACCAUACGAUCCGGCAAAUUUAUUUCUUUGGUUUGGCAAUUAUAAUGUAGAAUUUCGUGAUCGUGUUAAAUGUAUUUCGGCCAUCGAUAAUGUUCCAAUAUCGACGCAAUGGUUUCCUGCUGGUCAUCUUUAUCCCACACAAAUCUGUCAAUACGGUCUCAGCCAUUUCAAUAAAAAUCUUACAUCUCCACCGUCCGAACGUAUCCAAUUAAUUAACGAUGGAAUUGUAUCCAAUUUAAAUGUUGAUCUUAAUUUUGUUCCAGAUUCUGGAAAAAAAUAUCUUAUUAUUAAAGAUGCGCGAUUGGAUUUGAAACAUAAUCAUACAAAUUAUCUGAUUGGGCAACUUGAUUUAAAACUAGAAGGAAAUGCUUCAAUUACAUUUGUCAUGUUUCAUAUACCGACACAACAAUUAUCUUAUGUCGUUUAUUCUACUAUCGACAAAGUGUUUGUCCUACAACCUGAAGAUAAUCGUAUCACAUAUGGUUUAGGAUCAAAAGCUUCCCAAAAACAUGAAUGGUUUCGUCUUACUCGUGAUCUACUUGUGGAUUUAUUCAAAGGAAAUUCCAUUUCUGACCGAAAACGCAACAAUUAUCAUGUUUUAAACAUUCAAAUCAAUGGUACUGUUCAUAUCCAAAAUCUAUCCCUUAAAACUUCAGCACAUGAAGAAUUUACUAUGGCAGCUGGUGAUUGGUUAAUCCAAAAUCAAAAUGCUCAAGGUGGUUGGCGUAUUCAAGUGGAUAGAAAAUUAUCCAAAGGUUUAUUGAUAAUCAAAAAAGGUUGGCAUUCUGCAAUGGCACAAGGACAUGCAAUAAGUUUGUUAACUCGAUUAUAUCGUGCUACAAACAAUACAAAAUAUUUGGAAAGUGCAAAAAAAGCAUUGAAUAUCUUUGAAAUCGAAUCAUACAAGAAUGGUGUUAAAGCCAUUUUGUUUGAUAAAUAUAUCUGGUAUGAAGAAUAUCCAACUGUACCAAGCAUAUUUGUUCUAAACGGAUUCAUCUAUUCAUUGUUCGGUUUAUAUGAUCUUAGUAAAGCUUGUCAAGAUAAUAUAUGUCAAAAAUCUGGCCAAUUUUAUGAUGAAGGAAUACGAUCAUUAGAAUCAGCUCUUUCAAUAUAUGAUUCUGGUUCAGGAUCAUUUUAUGAUCUUAGACAUUUGAGCUUAGGUAUAGCACCGAAUAUUGCACGUUGGGAUUAUCAUUCAACACAUAUAAAUCAAUUAUUAUAUUUGUAUACAAUUACUCGAAAUGAUCUUUUCAAAACGAUUGCCGAUCGAUGGAUUGCCUAUAUGAAAGGUCAUCGUGCAUCACAUAAUUGAUAAAUUGAUAAAUUUGUUUUAAUUUGAUACAAAAUUCCCUUCUUAAAUUCUUAUUAUUGUGAUAUUUUUAUUGAUUUUUAUUUUAUAAUUUUGUCAAUUAAUAAGCAACAGCACCCUCUCUC
Molecule: messenger RNA, 2051 nt
Organism: Dermatophagoides pteronyssinus (European house dust mite)
Lineage: Eukaryota; Metazoa; Arthropoda; Arachnida; Sarcoptiformes; Pyroglyphidae
Gene: Hsepi
Product: D-glucuronyl C5-epimerase
Biological process (GO): carbohydrate metabolic process; heparan sulfate proteoglycan biosynthetic process
Cellular component (GO): Golgi apparatus
Molecular function (GO): heparosan-N-sulfate-glucuronate 5-epimerase activity
Source: RefSeq, a predicted model, not a curated record